GCUCGGUUGUCGGGGUUUGUGCACUAUCGCACCGAGAGGGUGGCGGCGCCGCUAAGAUGAAGCUCGUGAGAUUUUUGAUGAAAUUGAGUCACGAAACUGUAACCACUGAAUUAAAGAACGGAACCCAGGUCCAUGGAACAAUCACAGGUGUAGAUGUCAGCAUGAAUACACAUCUGAAAGCUGUGAAAAUGACCCUGAAGAACAGAGAACCUGUACAGCUGGAAACAUUGAGUAUUCGAGGAAAAAACAUUCGAUAUUUUAUUCUGCCAGACAGCUUACCUCUGGAUACACUACUCGUGGAUGCUGAACCGAAGGUGAAGUCUAAGAAAAGGGAAGCUGUUGCAGGAAGAGGCCGAGGCCGAGGAAGAGGAAGAGCACGUGGCCGAGGCAGAGGAAAAGGGGGUCCUAGGCGAUAAUGUCUCUGAAGACUACUAUUUCAAAGUAGUAGGGAAGAAGGAGAAGACAUGGCGGAUGGAGAAUAAAUACAACACUGAGGACACGGCAACAGGAGACACAGCAUGGAACUACUUCAGCGAUUAUACGGCUAUGCAGCUUUAGCGGAUAAUGGGUGGAAAUUACUGUCUCAAACUGAGGAUGUUGGGAUUUUUUGUACAGGCUUUCUUUGUUUCUGGCAGUUUUUAAUAAACAUAAAUGUAGAAAAAAAAAAUUAAAAAAGCAUCAAGUCAGACCAGGGUAAUGGUUUAUAAGGGUUUC
Messenger RNA from Hippopotamus amphibius kiboko, 714 nucleotides. RefSeq names its product small nuclear ribonucleoprotein Sm D1-like. Gene Ontology annotation, biological process: spliceosomal snRNP assembly; RNA processing. The coding region runs from base 57 to 416 and encodes 119 amino acids. Gene Ontology annotation, cellular component: catalytic step 2 spliceosome; U2 snRNP; SMN-Sm protein complex. The transcript has a single exon. The record is from RefSeq and is a predicted model, not a curated record. Gene Ontology annotation, molecular function: RNA binding. NCBI's taxonomy places the organism in Eukaryota, Metazoa, Chordata, Mammalia, Artiodactyla, Hippopotamidae.